AAAAAUAUUAGGGAGCCCAUCAGUGGCGUAUCCACCGUGCUCCGCCUGAUGCAAGUCGGUACUAAAACACUGAGAAAAUUAAAUAAAAUAAAUAUUUAAAAAAUCGCCGACAAAUCUGAGAUCUCUCCAAUUAUAAGAUUUGCAUCUGAUCUUGUGUCGAAGAAGAAGAUAUUUCGAGUGGUGAAGAAGCUGAGCUAAGCUAAGCUAUGGGGCUACCUUCUUCGAAACGUAAUAAUCAGCGUCAAUGGAGCCUCCUCGACAUCGUAACCGCCGCCUUCUUCGGCAUCGUCCUUCUCUUCUUCAUCCUACUCUUCACUCCUCUCGGCGAUUCCAUGGCCGCCUCUGGUCGCCAAACGCUGCUUCUCUCCACCGCGUCAGAUCCGAGGCAACGCCAGCGGCUGGUGACUCUGGUUGAGUCCGGUCAGCAUUUGCAGCCGAUCGAGUAUUGUCCCGCGGAUGCUGUGGCUCACAUGCCUUGCGAGGAUCCGAGAAGGAACAGCCAGCUUAGUCGGGAGAUGAAUUUCUAUCGGGAGAGACAUUGUCCCUUGCCGGAGGAGACGCCUCUCUGCUUGAUUCCUCCGCCUUCUGGAUAUAAGAUCUCUGUUCCUUGGCCGGAGAGCCUACACAAGAUAUGGCAUGCAAACAUGCCAUACAACAAAAUUGCUGACCGGAAAGGUCACCAAGGAUGGAUGAAAAGGGAAGGUGAUUACUUCACUUUCCCUGGUGGUGGCACCAUGUUUCCUGGCGGAGCUGGCCAAUACAUUGAAAAACUUUCUCAGUAUAUCCCUCUUAACGGGGGAGUUCUCAGGACUGCCCUUGACAUGGGAUGCGGGGUCGCAAGUUUUGGAGGUACUCUACUAUCUCAAGGCAUUCUGGCCCUCUCGUUUGCUCCAAGAGAUUCACAUAAAUCGCAGAUUCAGUUCGCUUUGGAAAGAGGAGUCCCUGCGUUUGUUGCCAUGCUUGGCACUCGUAGACUCCCCUUUCCUGCAUCCUCCUUUGACCUUAUGCAUUGUUCCCGAUGCUUGAUUCCUUUCACGGCAUACAAUGCAACUUACUUCAUCGAAGUUGAUAGGUUACUGCGCCCUGGAGGAUAUCUUGUAAUCUCUGGCCCACCUGUUCAAUGGCCUAAACAAGACAAAGAGUGGGCUGAUCUUCAGGCGGUCGCUAGAGCUUUGUGCUAUGAGCUAAUUGCUGUCGAUGGAAACACUGUCAUCUGGAAGAAGCCUGUUGGAGAUUCAUGUCUACCCAGCCAGAACGAGUUCGGGCUUGAGUUGUGUGAUGAGUCUGUGCCGCCAAGUGAUGCAUGGUAUUAUAAAUUGAAGAAGUGUGUUACUAGACCAUCGUCUGUCAAAGGAGAUAAUGCUUUGGGAACUAUUCCCAAGUGGCCGGAAAGGCUUACUAAAGUUCCUUCUAGGGCCAUUGCCAUGAAAAACGGGUUGGAUGUGUUUGAAGCAGAUGCAAGGAGGUGGGCAAGACGAGUUGCUUAUUACAGGGAUUCCCUGAACUUGGAGCUGAAAUCUCCAGCUGUCCGCAAUGUUAUGGACAUGAACGCAUUCUUUGGAGGAUUUGCUGCAGCGCUUGCAUCUGAGUCUGUGUGGGUUAUGAAUGUCAUCCCAGCUCGGAAGCCAUUAACUCUUGACGUGAUUUAUGACAGAGGUCUCAUCGGUGUUUACCAUGAUUGGUGUGAACCUUUUUCAACAUAUCCUCGCACGUAUGAUUUCAUCCACGUAUCAGGAAUUGAAUCACUGAUAAAACGAUCAGACUCCAGCAAAUCGAGGUGCAGCCUAGUAGAUCUAAUGGUAGAGAUGGACAGAAUACUGCGUCCAGAAGGAAAAGUUUUGAUCCGAGACACUCCAGAGGUGCUAGACAAAGUAGCAAGAAUGGCUCAUGCUGUAAGAUGGUCUUCUACCAUACAUGACAAAGAACCUGAAUCCCAUGGAAGAGAGAAGAUUCUUGUUGCAACCAAACCUCUCUGGAAAAUGCCAUCAAACUCCCACUAAAGACACACAAAAAGAAACAAAAAAAAAGAAGAAAAAGAGAGGAGGAAGGUCUUCCCAGACUUGUAGGUAACAGUCACUUUCUCUCCAGCCCCCAUAUGUCUGUCCUUAAAACACACCAUCCUGACGAUAUACUUUUUUUAUGUGUGUUCGUGACAUUGCUUCCAAAAUGUAUCGCAAUCGUAUAAUGUUAAUUCUUGAUCACACGUGGUUCUGUCAAUGAUUUCAUGUGCGGGGUCUACCUUGUGUGGCCCACAUGAGUAAAGUAUGCAUGUGACUCUGCA
Brassica rapa (field mustard) is the source of this 2281-nucleotide messenger RNA. Its product is annotated as probable methyltransferase PMT13. The record is from RefSeq and is a predicted model, not a curated record. Gene Ontology annotation, cellular component: endosome; cytoplasm; trans-Golgi network. NCBI's taxonomy places the organism in Eukaryota, Viridiplantae, Streptophyta, Magnoliopsida, Brassicales, Brassicaceae. Gene Ontology annotation, molecular function: S-adenosylmethionine-dependent methyltransferase activity.